Messenger RNA from Syngnathoides biaculeatus (alligator pipefish), 3220 nucleotides. RefSeq names its product TBC1 domain family, member 23 (gene tbc1d23). Gene Ontology annotation, biological process: retrograde transport, endosome to Golgi; embryonic brain development. The transcript is spliced from 19 exons. The coding region runs from base 70 to 2157 and encodes 695 amino acids. NCBI's taxonomy places the organism in Eukaryota, Metazoa, Chordata, Actinopteri, Syngnathiformes, Syngnathidae. Gene Ontology annotation, cellular component: trans-Golgi network. The record is from RefSeq and is a predicted model, not a curated record.
UCCGCCCCCGGGGAGAGCGACAAACUCUCGCGAUACCCGACGGCGCUUGACGUGUCUGGUCAUACAAUAAUGGCGGCGGAUGCUGUGGAGGAAGCGCUCCGGGGAAGCUGGGACCAGGAUCUAGCAGAGGCUCUGGACUCUGGCGGUUCCGACAUGGAGACGGACAAAGGCGUCGUCCACGUCCAGGAGACCUCAGCUCAACAGAGAGCUAAAAUGUGGAAGCUCGCGCUGAAUGUGUCCGGUAAAGGAGACUCUCUCGCUCCCUGGGACGGCGUCCUGGAUUUACCAGAACAGACGCUCAUUCACGGUCGCAGUCUGCAGCUGAUUGAUCAGCUGCAAGUGUCCGAGGAGGAGCGGAGCGACAUGGUGUCCGACGUGGAGGCGGUGAUCACGUUCUACUGCAAGUCGCGCAACAUCAGCUUCACGUCGGACCUGAGCUGGCCGCACCUCCUCAAGCCGCUGCUGGGGCUUCGGCUAGCCCGGAGCGACCUCUACAACUGUUUCUACGCCAUCAUGAAUAAGCACGUACCUCGCGAGUGCGUCCCCAAGGGCCGCCCUUUCCACCUUUACAGACUCCUCUUGCAGUACCACGAGCCAGAACUCUGCUCCUUCUUGGAUACCAAAAAGAUCACGCCUGACUCGUAUGCCAUCAACUGGAUGGGGAGCCUCUUCUCCAGCCACUGCCCACCCGACGUCACCCAAGCUCUUUGGGACUGCUACCUCCAGCAGGCGGACCCGUUCCUCAUCUUCUUCCUCAUGCUCAUCAUCCUCGUCAAUGCCAAAGAAGCCAUCCUUGACAGAGAAGGCGACAGCAAAGAAGACAUCAUCAAAAUGCUGGAAGAAUCUCCUUCUCUACUUGAGGCUGAAGACAUUGAGGAUUUAUUUUCCUUGGCGCAAUACUACCAGACCAAGACCCCUCUAUCGCUCAGGAAGAUGAACCAGAACCUCUUCGGCAGCAGCCUCGUAACGUUGAAGGAGGAGGACAUCGACCUGAGUCAGGCGCUCUGCCUCCCCGUGUCCGUCCCUGAAAUCCUGCAGGCCAACCAACAUCAGCAGGAUGGGGUGCGCUUCUUUGUCGUGGAUUGCCGGCCCGCUGAGCAGUACAACGCCGGUCAUUUGUCCACUGCCUUCCACUUGGACUCCGACCUGAUGCUCCAAAACCCUUCCGAGUUUGCCCUGUCAGUCAAGUCCCUCCUGGAAGCCCAGAAGCAGUCCCUGGAGUCGGGCUCCAUUGCCAGCGGAGAGCACCUUUGCUUCAUGGGCAGCGGCAGGGAGGAGGAGGACAUGUACAUGAACAUGGUUCUGGCUCAUUUCCUGCAGAAAAACAAGGAGUAUGUCAGCAUUGCAAAGGGGGGCUUUAUGGCUCUGCAGCAGCACCUCGUGGACAUGAACGUGGAGGGAUUGGACUCGUCGUACAUCCACUGGAUCGUCAGCACGUCGGGAUCUCACAGCAGCCUCAGCUCGGCGGACGGGGAGUCUCUGAGUGACGGGAAAGGCGUCAAGUCAUUGGUCAACAAAAUGACUUUUGCGCUCAAGUCCAAGUCGGUGAACGUAAAAGAGAAGAUGAUCAGCUUCAUUGAAAACACGUCCGCCCCUGUGGACAGAAUAUCUUUCAAUCUGCCCUGGCCAGAGAAGGUGAUUCCCGAUAGGCACGUGAGCAGCAGCGACCGCGUGGGCAAACCUUACCGCGGGGUCAAGCCCGUUUUCAGUAUCGGCGACGAAGAGGAGUACGACACAGACGAGAUCGACAGUUCGUCCAUGUCGGAUGACGACCGGAAAGAGAUCGUCAACGUCCAGACGUGGAUCAACAAGCCGGACGUGAAGCAUCACAUCCCGUGCAAUGAGGUCAAGGAGACGGGUCACAUGUUCCCCAGCCACUUGCUGGUGACGGCGACGCACAUGUACUGCCUGCGUGAGAUCGGCGCCAGGAAGGGCUUCGCUUACAUCCAGUCCAGGCAAGCGCUGAGCUCCGUGGUGAAGAUCACGUCCAAGAAGAAGCACCCGGAGCUCAUCACCUUCAAGUUCGGCAGCAACAACUCGACGGCGGGAGUGGAGAUCGCCGCGGUGGAACGAUACCUGAUCCCCAACGCCGGCGACGCCACCAAAGUGAUCAAGCAGCAGAUCAUGAAAGUCCUCGACGCACUGGAGAGCUCUUAAAACGGAAGCAGACGACAAUGGCGGCGCACGGCGGCCGCUUGCCCCACCCCCGACGCAAACAGUCAAGUCGCCCCGGGAACCGACGCGGUGCAGCGCGGCUCCCCGGACGCCACGUCGCUCCACUGCACAACCGCGGGAGGCGGGAGCGUAUCAUGCUGCCCUAUUUACACUAACUUAUAAAUUAUAUAUAUAUAUUGGAUAUACUGUAAUAUUUGUUAAUUCUAAAGCAGUGCAAUUCCGCUUUGGAAGCUUCCCUCUUGGCCUUAAGGUAGCCUUACCCUUCGAGCAUUUGUUAAAUGAUUACGUGACAUUCUGUGUUUAAUGUUUAACAAUGUUUUGGGGCUGUCUUAUUUCCACAAUAGUUGAUUUAGGCGGAGAACUUCAGAAUGUACUGAACUGGCGGCUUCCAGGCGCCGGCCCAUUACGAACAGAUUUUCCUUCUAGUUUUUGAAUUUUCUUUGAUUUUUUUUUUUUUUUUUUUUGGGGGGGGGGUUCCCCAGCUGGCAGCCUUAAGUAGAAAGCUCCUGUGAGGUUCACUAUUAACGUGUAAAUAUGAUAUUCAACUGUUUUGUGACGCAUAUCCAGAAUUAAAAGUAUGCAGCAAGGCUUUAAAAAAACAUCUAAUGGGUGUGUGUGAUGUAGCACCUGAUUAUCUUCCUUUGCUUAUGAGAGGAGGUUCAAUGAUCAUCAUUUAUCACACCCACAUUUGGGGUUUUUAUUUUUUUUUUUCAUAUUGCAUUUCUCCUUGAAAGGAAACUGUUGACCCUGCAUCCUGUAAAAUGACAAAGUUGAAUACAGGAAUGGCAACGAUUGCCUUUUUUCACGCCAAUCUUUCUCCUGUGUUACACUUCAUGCAUCGUGCUGUAAAUGUGGUGAUACUUGCAGUAUUUAAGCAGGAAUGAAACUAUUGGGAUUAGUCUGUGUACCGCUGGUUAAGAUCACUGACGAAAGGACGGCACCACUAAGGUUGCAAUGCAAAAAAACCAACAAAAAAAGUGUGAUUUGCACCUUUAUGUAUUGCUAUUUUCUAAACAAUUCCCAUUUUGAUAAAAUAAAGCGAUAC